CCCUGUUUAUUUUGUUUUUCAGGCAGAUGCAGAUAAAACAAUGUCUGCCAACCUCAAAUACCUUUCCUUGGGGAUCCUGGUCUUUCAGACGACCAGCCUGGUGCUCACGAUGCGCUACUCCAGGACUUUCAAGGAGGAGGGGCCUCGGUACCUGUCCUCCACGGCCGUGGUGGUGGCGGAGAUUCUGAAGAUCAUGGCCUGCAUUGUGUUAGUCUACAGAGACAGCCAAUGUAGUCUGAGAGCACUGAAUCGAAUCCUGCGGGAUGAGAUCCUUAACAAGCCUAUGGAAACGAUCAAACUUGCUAUUCCAUCCGGGAUAUACACUCUUCAGAACAACCUGCUCUACGUGGCGCUGUCCAAUCUCGACGCAGCCACCUACCAGGUCACGUAUCAGUUGAAGAUCCUGACGACGGCGCUGUUCUCUGUGUCUAUGCUGGGUAAAAAGCUGGGUGUGUACCAGUGGCUCUCCCUGGUGAUUCUGAUGGCCGGAGUGGCUUUUGUACAGUGGCCCUCGGAUACCCCGGAGCUGGACUCGAAGGCGCUCUCGGCCGGCUCGCAGUUCGUGGGCCUCAUGGCCGUCCUCACGGCCUGCUUUUCCAGUGGCUUCGCGGGGGUGUACUUCGAGAAAAUCUUAAAAGAAACCAAGCAGUCGGUGUGGAUCAGAAACAUUCAACUGGGCUUCUUUGGGAGCGUGUUUGGCUUGAUGGGCGUGUACGUGUACGACGGAGAGCUGGUGUCACAGAACGGGUUUUUCCAGGGCUACAACCGGCUGACCUGGGCAGUUGUUGCUCUUCAGGCACUGGGCGGCCUUGUCAUAGCAGCUGUUAUAAAGUAUGCAGAUAAUAUUUUAAAAGGAUUUGCAACCUCUUUAUCCAUAAUAUUAUCGACACUGAUAUCCUACUUUUGGCUACAAGAUUUUGUGCCAACCAGUGUCUUCUUCCUGGGAGCCAUCCUUGUAAUAGCAGCUACUUUCCUAUACGGCUACGACCCCAAGCCUGCAGGCAACCCCACCAAAGCAUAGGGGGCGCUGCUCGCAGGGCUCGGCGGGAACCCGCAGGACUGCUCAGAGCCCAGGGAGGUGUCGCCGCUCUUCACACUGCCCCGAUGGUUGGAAAACAUGAAUGUGCAGCUCAAGUCUCUGUCUAUGUGACAGCAGGCCUGUCGCCUCUAGAAAUCCAAGCUUGAGGUACUGCCGGGAUUAGAAUCACUGCAGGGACUGGAGAUGUGCGUUUGGGGGAUCUGGCCGGUUGGGCCGCCGCAGGGAUGACCUGUGCACGCGCUGCAAGAGCGCAGGCAGCAGGCGUCAGCCGUCAUGUCUGCGGACGAGCUACGUCCUUCUCGGCGGUGUCUGUCUUACCCUCCGUGCAGGUCAGCAAGCCAAUGGCAUAGUCAGAGUUUGACGGUUAGGAUUGUUGCCUAUAAAGCUGUGCAGAAACAGAAGUAUGGCCUGAGAAACAUUUUCACGGACCCGAGAUUUCUAUAUUUAUACAAAAGAUUGGUAAACAAAAGAUCGCUAAAUGUUAUUCAACUACAUAAAAACUGGUGAAGUACCAUUCUGGGUCUGGCUUGUCAGAGAAGGAAAUGCAGAGUCCACGUUCACAUUCCACGUAGAGAAACACACACUUCUCCAUCUGCCCGUCAGGUCUCUCCGCGCCUCUUAAGCGUCCCCGCUCCGUGCGGGUGGCACUGGGCACUUGGGCGCUAGCGGAGCUGUCCUGCCCCUACCUGCUUCUUUUCUGUAAAUCACAUCGUCUUUAGUGGUGCUUUAAAUUAAUUCCUGUGUGUUCCAUUAAAGUUUUAAUACGUAAUUUAAAGGGAUUAAAAACUCAUUUAUUAACUUACAAUAAAAUAAUUCUUGUCUAAUAUCUCCAUUUGGAGAGUUUUGAACUAUCAAAGCAUGAGCUGUACACAUUAGAAUGUUUUUAAUGAGUAUUUUACUCAUUGACCUGUAAACUUUACAACUGUUGACAAAAACAACCACCAAAGUAGGACUGACAUCAAGGAAUUGAGACCAAAACGAUUUUCCUUGGAGACAUUCCAGGUUGCCACGGUAUCACCUCAUAUGAAUGGCGCUCUGACUGACACCCAAGGCCGCUCAGCGCUUCCCAGGCGCUCACACCCCGCCCAGGGGCUCUGAGUCCCCCCCGGGCGGGAGGUGGGGGCGGGAGGCGCUGGCUCCCCUAUGCUCUGACAAGGUUUCUUUUCCGUUUGCUUGGCACCACAGGUGAAGUGGCAAAUUGGAUGAGUUAUUUAACAGGGGCUCAGGGAGAGGCUAGCAGAAGAGGGAAGAGGACUUGGUGGGCAAAAUACUUCAGAAGUUGGAAUGUGGGUUUAUUUAUUGAUGCCUGGAUUACCAGGGAGUAGAAUUAUUUUACUUUAUGUUUUUCAUCAUACUUAAUAUAUUUUUAAAGUUUCCUGUAAAAAGUCGCUCUAAUGGACUUUGCUAAAUGUUAUUUACUUCACUACUUCUCUCUCCACUACUUCGUUCAUUAUAAAAAAUAUGCUAAUUCAUGGGAGAAAAGUGCCAAUUGAUAAUUCUAUUAGAAAUGAAGAACAUGGUGUUUGGGAAUGAAAGUCUGAGCUGCCACAUGAGGAUGUUUCCUCACCCGGAUGGGAUCAGUCCUGGGAGAAGUGACAUGGCGGUGUUGUAGGCUGUUUGAUGGAGGAACACGUAGUAUAGAUGCAGAAUUUACAUGUUUACAUCCGUUUAUAUUGAAGGUCACGUUUCAUAGAAGGAGGGGUAGUUUGAUAUGUAAACUAGAUUGUAAGGAGACAGACGGAAAGGAAACUACCUUUGUGCUCAGUAGACAUGGUUAAUGCUGACUAUUCUUAAGAAGCGGCACACUUUUCCUGCUACCAAAUUAUUAGACUUUAAAAUGCAUCCUGUAGUCAUUCAACUGAGUUUCUUUUAAAAACAGGGUCUCGCAUUGCUCAUUUUAUUUACACUUCCAUCAUUACCAUCUGUAACCACAUGUGGACGCAUGCUGUAUGUCAGGGAAGGUUACAGAAGUUAGCUCGCUCUGUGGGAAGUCACUUGAACAGUCUGUAGGAGAUGUAGCAUAUUUAAAGUCCUCGUAGGACCAAAGAAAAAGCGCCUUCAUCCAAACCGGGUCCUGUGUGCCUUGCUUUACCAAAACACCUGACUUUGUUCCCUGGAGGCUAUGACUGUAAUUCACAGCUUUGGACACGUAGGCAACAGUAGGAUGUUGUAAGAAUAACUGUAAUCCACUGUGCUGGCUGUUUCAGCAUUUGCUCAUGAACCCAUCACCCAGCAGGCUGUUAGGGUGGGAGUACUGUACACACACUGGUGGGCAGCCUGGCGGAACUGCAAGCUGUUAGGGUGGGUGCCCUGCACCGACACGGGGGGCAGAACUGACUUAAAGAAUCACCCAGUCCUCAGGCAUUGAGCUCCUCUGACGUGGACCGUCGGAUGGAACGGUCAUGCUUUCGCUUUAUUUCUUAUGAGAUAUCAUUUACUGUGAUUUAAACAACAUUUUUAAAUAAUUUGGGUUCUGAAUUUGUCUAUAUAUGUGUAUUUGUUUUGAAAAAUUCUUUUGGGCUUGGGAAUGUAAUUUGUAUGUUUAGAUUUUAUGACAUAAUUCAAAGAAAUAUAUAAAAUGGUCUUUUGUUAAAUGGCUUUUUUAAAUUGA
This is a messenger RNA of Myotis brandtii (Brandt's bat), 3650 nucleotides long. RefSeq names its product solute carrier family 35 (UDP-N-acetylglucosamine (UDP-GlcNAc) transporter), member A3 (gene SLC35A3). The record is from RefSeq and is a predicted model, not a curated record. Lineage: Eukaryota; Metazoa; Chordata; Mammalia; Chiroptera; Vespertilionidae. Gene Ontology annotation, molecular function: UDP-galactose transmembrane transporter activity. The transcript has 7 exons. Bases 41 to 1021 code for a protein of 326 amino acids. Gene Ontology annotation, cellular component: Golgi membrane. Gene Ontology annotation, biological process: pyrimidine nucleotide-sugar transmembrane transport.